Molecule: messenger RNA, 913 nt
Organism: Zophobas morio
Lineage: Eukaryota; Metazoa; Arthropoda; Insecta; Coleoptera; Tenebrionidae
Gene: Xpac
Product: DNA repair protein complementing XP-A cells homolog
Exons: 5
Coding region: 79-870 (263 amino acids)
Biological process (GO): UV-damage excision repair; base-excision repair; nucleotide-excision repair involved in interstrand cross-link repair
Cellular component (GO): nucleotide-excision repair factor 1 complex
Molecular function (GO): damaged DNA binding
Source: RefSeq, a predicted model, not a curated record
GGUGUCAAUUAUCCAAUCACAACGUUCGAUCAUUGUUUUUAUUAUCUGUUGCGGCAUUAAACUAAAUAAACACACAAAAUGUCAGAAGAACACACCGCCGAGUUACCAAAAUCCGUACAAGCUCGAAUAGAACGCAACCGUCAAAAGGCACUAGCUAUAAGGCAAAGCAAACUUGUGUCACAUCCUUACGCAAAGAGUACUGCUAUUUCCAUCGAUAAAACAACGAUUAAAAUAGGAACAACAAAGUACAAGGACACGGGCGGAGGUUUUUUGCUUGAAGAAGACCCAAAGGAAGAAUUACCUGACGCGAUUACCACCACCGAGCCACCCGUUGUGGAAGAUGAUAGACCAAGUUGUGUAAAAUGUGAAAAGUCAAUUGCUUCAUCAUGGUUGUUUGAUAAUUUUGGUUACAAGUGUUGUGAUUCCUGCAAGGAUACUGACGAGGAACAUAAACUUAUUACCAAAACGGAAGCGCUAAAUAGAUAUUUACUGAGAGAUUUUGAUCUGGAUAAGCGUGAACCACCUCUUAAGUACAUCACGCGGAAGAAUCCACACAAUGUACGCUGGGGCGAAAUGAAACUGUUUUUAGAACUGCAGGUGGUGAAACGGGCCUUAGAGGUGUGGGGUAGCGAAGAGAAAAUAGAAGAACAGCGUGAGCUGCGAGAAGAGAAAAAGGUGUUGGCGAAAACCAAAAAAUACAAUAAGCAGUUGAAAGAAUUAAAAAUGAGUAUGAGAAGUAGUUUGUACGAUAGAACGUCAGCAACUGCGCAUGUGCACGAGUUUGGUCCAGAAACAUAUCACGAAGAAGAAGAUAACUACACCCGUAAUUGUUUAACUUGCUCGUAUGUAGAAACCUUUGAAAAGAUGUAAAUUUCCUUGUAUACUUUAUAAAUAAAACAUUUUUAUUAUAAAA